Hevea brasiliensis (rubber tree) is the source of this 1183-nucleotide messenger RNA. Its product is annotated as E3 ubiquitin-protein ligase bre1. Bases 389 to 1063 code for a protein of 224 amino acids. The record is from RefSeq and is a predicted model, not a curated record. NCBI's taxonomy places the organism in Eukaryota, Viridiplantae, Streptophyta, Magnoliopsida, Malpighiales, Euphorbiaceae. The transcript has 5 exons.
AGGGAUCAAAGUGGAAAACGAAAUUAGAAGGAACCGGCAAACCCAUCACCAGCAAGGCAAUCAAAAUUGGCGGCAGAAGAAGCAAGCACGAAGGUAAUGAGGAAAGAAAAAGAAAAGGUAAGAUAUUAAUUCGAAACUAAAAGGUAGGGGCCAGGCCAUUAGACGACUUUAAAAGGGAUUUGUCUUCCAAAUAAAAAGAAAAAUAAUAAAUAAAAUAUAUUGAAUAAAAGUGAAAAUCCAGAGCUAUUAACCAUAAAACUCGUUUAUUCCUGCUCCUUCUUCUUCUCUAUAUUGCCAGCCGCCGAUCAAUUUCUUCCUCCUUCGAAUCUCAAAAUAUCGUCUCCAGCUCUUGAUUCUCUCCUCAGGUUUGUUGUGCUUUGAUGAUAACAUGGAUUCCUGGGAACUGAACUGUUUAGAAGGGAACAUGACAAACUCUCAAAGAAGAGGAUUGGAUCUAGACUUAGAUCUUAACUAUCCUCUUGCUCCUCAAAUUAGGGCUCUUGACUUGUCGCUUGGUUUAUCUAUUUAUACUAAUUCUCAAGAAGUUCAAGCUCAACCACAUGGAUGGUCCAGCCAUCAAACUACAAAUGUCAUUGACGUCCUUGAUGAUGAAGUUACUAUAAUCUCCCCAAGGACAUUUUCUCAAGCUAGGGAAAAUUCUGAAAGAAACCAUUCGCAUGGAACGCGUGAAGUGCUUGGUGAAGCUACUGGAAUUCUUACAGGAUACACAGCUGUGACCACUUUAUGCACCAACUGCAAAAGAAGAAUAUCUGAUGAUGGUGAGCCUUGCUUGAAACCAGAAACAAGUAACAAGAAGAAGGCAAAUAAUGUAUCUGUAAUUCAAGAAUUGUUCCAGCCUGUUCCUAUGGCUGAAGAAUCUAUCUUCAGUUGCCCAGUAUGCAUGGGCCCCUUUAUUGAACCAACUGCAACAAGGUGUGGCCACAUCUUCUGUAAGGAGUGCCUCUUGAAAUCAUUAAAAUCAUUACAUAACAAAUGCCCAACCUGCAGGCAGAAGGUUGGAAAGCGAGGCAUCAUUAGGGUUUACCUUCCAACCACCAAUUGAAUGAAUUUAAUGAAGUUGCUAAUUAUUUAGCUAGCUGCAAAAGCCCCUCAUCAUUGUUUUUGUAGUUCUCACCUUUACUGAAUUAGGUGACAUUGUGUGUGCGUGUUUUUUUUUUUUUUU